Colletotrichum truncatum is the source of this 705-nucleotide messenger RNA. RefSeq lists its product as uncharacterized. Lineage: Eukaryota; Fungi; Ascomycota; Sordariomycetes; Glomerellales; Glomerellaceae. The record is from RefSeq and is a predicted model, not a curated record.
AUGUCGGAAAAAGAUGAACUCGCUGAUACAAUCCCCCCCUCCUAUAAGGAGGCUUCGCAGCCAGGCCAGGAUGUCUGCCAACCUACGACGCUCGUCCUCAAGAACCAGUCGAUCCAUGCCCUGACACCAGAGUCGCCGCCGCUGUACCGCCUUAGCCUGGGGAUUUCGGAACUUUCAGAAAUUACCACAGAAGUAGAGUUGUUUCAUGUUGAGCCCAGGAAAGACGGAUCGGGGCGCGACCGCCAUAUAUACGACCUGCGGUGCAUGCGUACUGGACCGGGCGGCUUACUGGCCCUGCCGUCCGACUCGCCGCGGUACUACAUUCAACGCGCUACCCGUCGUAUUCCAGGGCUGCAAGACCUGGGGGUCAAAAAGGGCCUCUCGAUCAUACCAGGGACCACACGCUCAACCGCCGUGCCUGUCGACGUAUAUGGCAAAACCAGCAAAUACAACAUCACCAACUUCGUGAAAGGGGGCGCAGCAGUGUUUUCCACCAAAGGCCACGAAUGGACUGAUGCCCAGGGAAACGCCGUGGCGGUUAUGCACGAUGACACAGACAAGCGGCACAGCUUGAUUGUGACAGCAGCCCUCCCGUCAGCCCAGCUCCACAUGCUCGUUGCUUUGUGGUGCUGCCAUGUGUGGGAAUACGGGAUUGCACAUGCCGAAAAAGUCCACGAGGGACUUGACGGAGGUAAUUUUAUUUGA